CAGUUUUUUUUCAAUUGCGUUUUAAACUUUGAAGCUUAACCAAUACCUAAAAAAAUGUUGAAACUUUUUGUAAUAUUGUGUAUAAUAUCGGUCGUUUUUGGGGGUAAUUCAAAAAAACCAGCCGUUUAUCCCACUUCUGUAAGCUCUAUAAUAAAUGUGGCAAAGGUCGAAAUUGAUGUGAGCUAUAUUGAAAAUGCCAAAAAAGAUCUGACCAUCGAAGAUUGGACGAAAAUAUGUAUGGGUUCCACGCAAGUCAAGUCCAAGUUUAAAAUGUCAAAAUUAGUACCGAAUUUCUUAAAGAAAGAGGACGCUAUAGUUAAAAUUGGCACUAAAAUUAAUAAUUUGGUAAAUGAAUUUCAAGAAAAUUAUACAAAAAAUCCAACAACAUAUUAUAGUGAUAGUCUUUUUGAAAGCCAUAAAACUACAUUUGAAAAAUGUGCGAAGAACUUGGCUGAAAUUUAUAAAAAGGAUGGCUUACAGGAAUUGGUUGCAUCAGUGUGCCAGGACAUGUAUAAUAAUAUGCUAAUAAUGUAUGAGGCGCGACCCUUCACAAGUGGAAACGUUCGCAAAUUUACUUUCGCUCAAGAAAACUGAAGAUUACGCAAACUAAAUGUAAUACAGAUAAUUUCAAAAGAGAUUUUGUUUUUCGCAUUCACAUUCUAUUUUUCUGUUCAGAAAUAAACAUUUUUCUUUUUGCUCCAACACACA
Messenger RNA from Contarinia nasturtii (swede midge), 708 nucleotides. RefSeq lists its product as uncharacterized. The record is from RefSeq and is a predicted model, not a curated record. Lineage: Eukaryota; Metazoa; Arthropoda; Insecta; Diptera; Cecidomyiidae. Bases 55 to 594 code for a protein of 179 amino acids. The transcript is spliced from 6 exons.